Phoenix dactylifera (date palm) is the source of this 3322-nucleotide messenger RNA. Lineage: Eukaryota; Viridiplantae; Streptophyta; Magnoliopsida; Arecales; Arecaceae. The record is from RefSeq and is a predicted model, not a curated record.
UCAUGGACUUGGUGAUAAGCUUCCAGGUCACAGCCAAAGACUCGGAAGAACCAUUCAAAAAGAUUACGAGCAUGGCAAUGACCUAAAAGAGUUCUAUUGCAUAGGUGGUGGAACAACCUCCUUCCAAGCUCCUUGUGCGUGCAUCAGAGAGAGAGACAGAGAGAGAGAGAGAGAGAGAGGAGGUAUGGCAGAGGAGGUGGUGGGCGCCGUUGUGGAGAAGCUGUCAACCGCCGCCAUCAAUGAGCUGGGAGCGCUGCUAGGAGUUCGGGAUGACAUGCAGUACAUCAAAUAUCAGCUGAAUAUUAUGAAGGCUUACCUAAGGCGUGCUGAGGAGAGGCAGGACGCUAACUCGGUUGCAAGGACCUGGGCGAAACAAGUGCAGGAAUUGGCCUACGAUGCAGAAGAUUGCAUCGAUGAGUUCAUGUUUCAUCUCAGCCAGCCGACUGCGCCCGGCCUUGCAGGUGCCCUGCAACGUUGUAUGCGCUUCCUGCGCACUUUGAAGGCACGCCAUCGGAUAGCUAAUCAGAUCCAGGAUAUCAAAUCUGGAGUUGAGCGUGCCACCCAGAUGAGGUUGACCUAUAAUAUCAGCGAGACCACCCAAGGAGUCGCCACCAUCCCUGCUCCACUGGAUCCUCGAUUGCCCGCUCUCUUUGUCAAGGAAGCGGAGCUGGUCGGUAUAGACAAGCCCAAAGAAACGCUAAUUCAGUGGUUGACCACAGAGAAUGAGCCUCAGCUCAGUGUGACUGCGGUGGUCGGCAUGGGUGGGCUGGGCAAGACCACUCUCGUUAGGAAGGUCUACGAGAGUCUGAAGCUCGGCCAACUUUUCCAAUUUUGUGCUUGGAUCACCGUAUCCAAAUUCCAUAUCAAGGAUCUUCUGAGAGACAUGAUUCAUGAGCUCCAAAAUAUUCCUGGACAGGAAACGGACCCGCUCACGCCUGUGCAACUGAUUGAAAAGCUCAAAGACCACCUUGAGGACAAGAGGUAUCUGAUCGUUUUUGAUGAUAUAUGGGACACGAAUGUAUGGGAAAACAUCACGCCUGCAUUAGCUGAUAGCGAAAAUGGUAGUAGGGUCGUGGUAACUACUCGGAAAGAAACAGUAGCAAACACCUGUCGCUCUACCUUCCACGGUGGUCAUGUCUACAAUCACCAACCUCUCUCACAUGAACAGUCCUGGGAUUUGUUCAGCAACAGAGUGUUCAAGAACUCCAAGGAAGGUUGCCCUCUAGACCUCGAGGAAUUGUCUGAUGCUAUUCUCAAGAAAUGUGGGGGGCUACCACUAGCCAUCGUUACUAUAGCUGGUCUGCUAGCAAGCAAGCCCAACAAGACGAGGGAGGAAUGGCGGAGAGUGCAUGAUGGCCUUCGAUUCGAGCUGGAAACCAAUCCUGACCUCGAGAGAGUGAAGCAAAUACUGAACCUCAGCUACAACGACUUGCCUUACGACCUCAGGUCUUGCUUCUUGUAUCUCAGUAAAUAUCCAGAGGACUACGAGAUCAAGCGCAGGCAUGUGGUGGAACUAUGGGUGGCUGAAGGGUUUGCAAGAGGCAUUCAUGACAUUAGUGCAGAGGAGGUUGCGGAGCGAUAUUUUGAUGAGUUCAUCAAUAGGAGUAUGAUUCAACCAUCCAAGGUCAGCUGGGAUGGGAAGGUGAAGAGUUGUCAAGUCCAUGAUGUGAUGCUCGAAGUCAUAGUUUCGAAGUCAAGGGAGCAAAAUUUAGUUUCUCUUCUCGGCGAGCGCGGCACAGCAUCAUUGACGUCGGAACAAAAGAUUAGGCGUCUAUCUGCCCAUACAUGGAGCCAUCUCGAAGGCACAGAUUUAUCUCAUGUCCGAUCAAUAACCGUGUUUGCAUAUUUCGGAUUUCCAUUAGUUCCUGAUCGAUUGAGGCUUUUGAGGAUUUUGGAUCUGGACAAAAUAUGGUUGCACGGUGGACAUCUCGAGUGGAUAGGGACAUUAGUUAGCUUGAGGUAUGUGAGUAUUUAUUUGCUGCAACGUCAUGCGCUCCCCGAGUCUUGGGGAAAUCUUCACGAGCUAGAAACACUCAACGUCAGACCUCGAGUGCAACUCACGAGUAUCACCGGGCUCCAAAGACUACGUCAACUUCGGGGAUCGCCUCUCCAUUUGCCCAACGGAGGAAUCGCGAAUCUGAAAGCCCUGCAAGCACUGGGAGACGUGGUCUGUUCAGCAGGCCGAGGCCAGAUGAUAGAGGAGCUAGGGGAGCUGACUCAACUCAGACACUUAAGCCUGAUGGUAGUCGCACCCGUGAAAGCAUCACACAUCUCCUCGGCGGAGAUGCAGCGUUUGUCUGCAUCUCUUGCAAAGUUGAACAGCUGCCUCCGCUCUUUGAAAAUAAAAGUGACGGACCUACUAGACCAGUUUCCUUGCCUGGAGUCUGUAUCCCCUCCUCCACUGCAACUUCAAAAGCUGGCACUAUCGGGGCCUCUGAAAAAGUUGCCUAGUUGGGUUGCUUCCCUGAAAGAUGUGACUGAGAUUAGACUACAUGGCACUGAAUUGGAGGAUGGCGACAUAAAAGACCUUCAAAAUCUACCCAAUUUGGUUAAUCUCGAACUGAGAUAUAAUUCCCAUGCUGGACGGGACUUGUGUUUUGCCGGGGAAGGAUUCCCAAGUCUCAGAAUCCUUGUUCUUGGAGGACCUAAAUCCAUGAAAUCAUUGACAUUCGAACAAGGAGCAAUGCCUAAUCUCCGGAGACUUGCUAUGAGAUUUAAUGGAGGGUUGUGGAGCGGUUUGUCUCACAACGUACUAGUUUAUGGACUCGAACAUGUUCCUGGGCUCAAGGAAAUUGCCUGUCGUGACCCUCGAGAUUCUGAAGAUAGACUGCUACCCUUGGAAACCCAUCACAGGCAUCCUCCAUAUUUCGUCCUCCCUUUAUAGCGACAAGGCAAGCGUGGAUCAUCCUCACAGCUCUCUAUUCCCAUGAUGCAGAUGACUUGUCGGUCCUCCCUUCCCCAAAGCCAUCAUCCAGCGGUAAGUUAUCUCGGGUUGUUUUAUUCCUCUCUUUAUCUCUUGUGCUCCUUGUCGUUUCUAUGUUUUCAGUUGUAGCCGGGCUUCUAUCGAUGAUGAAUUAGUUUUCUUUCUAGGUUUGAUUCGUUUGAAGAUGUUUGUACUUAUUUCUUUUGAUUUCAUAUCAAUCCCGCUGAUAAUUAGUUUUUCUCAAAUAUACAAAUUGCUGACACCUUCUAGGUGUCCUUUUCUAGGUGAAAUAAUUUUUCUUUUCUUGGCGGUAAACCAAGCCAUCCUAAACAUCCUAAUUUAGCCCCCAUGUAACCGGUUCCCGCCCAACUCAAUAUAAUUGAUGCAGUGCACGAUACA